Rubroshorea leprosula is the source of this 1223-nucleotide messenger RNA. NCBI's taxonomy places the organism in Eukaryota, Viridiplantae, Streptophyta, Magnoliopsida, Malvales, Dipterocarpaceae. The record is from the annotation of a GenBank genome assembly.
AGAAAGGAGAUAAUGUUUCACACGAGUGAAAUUUUUCCUACUAAAUAGUCUACCAAAUAUUUUUGCCUAGACUUGCUUCUAGAUGUCCAUACUUGAAGUUGUUGUUUUUGAGCUUAUUUCUGCGUUGUCUGAGGUGUGCAAGGCUGAUUGUUCUUUUGUUUGGGUCUUAAAUUGUCAUGGAAUUUAUAUUAAACUCUGGUUUGGAACUACCUUAAUUUCUGAAAAUUUCCAGCUCAAUCCGUAUGUAAUUGAUUUGAAUUCUGGCAGCCUGACCUGGGAGUAGUAUUAUGUACAUAACUUCUUGUGUAGAUGUUGGAUUUAAGCCACUCCUGGUUUUAUAGAAAGCUAAGAGAUAGUGUUAAUUUUCCGGUUAAGCAUUCAAACCAGUUCUGCCAUGUCCAAGGAGAAAAUUUGAUUGUAAUCUUUAUGUUUAGAAUCUGACCAGUAUUUUGCCCUUUUAUUCAGCUGUUUUUGGUCUGUUUUGGGCAGAUCCUCUAUUUUGUAAGCCUGGAUUACGACUCUUGGUAGCUGUAGUUCAAGUUAAAAUGAUAUUUAUCUGCUUAAACAUGAUUUGAUUAUUGAUUAACCUUGGGUUGUGGUUUGGAGUGUCUCUACACCCUAAACUCUGGUAAGAAGUUACAUCAGCAUGAGGUCCUCCCGUGGACUUAAAAUGUGGUGAAUUACAUUUCAAUUUGUUGAUGCUAGACUUAAGAAAAAUAGCAGCCUUGUUACCUUUUGAAAUUAACUGCAAAAUUAUGUUCUUGUCACAGUUUGGUUAGGUCUUUAGGCAAAAUGUAAUUGCUGUUCCAUAUCAGUUUCUAGCUUUACCUUGUUGAUUUUCAAGGUAAAUUAUGUUACCUGAAGCUUUUUUAUUUACUUUGAUGAGAUAGUAAUUCAGUUAGUUCCUGUUAUCUGCCGUUGGUGAGAAUUUUUGAAAUUAAUCUUUACUCACUAUGCUCUUAAGACCUUGUUUGAAACUUGGUCCCUUGUGAUAGUAUGUUUGGUUUUGGUUGUGGCAGGAUGUAUAAGGUCUUCCACAUUAGGUCUGUUUGUUGAGUAUCCAUUUGGGCAUUCAUAUAUGAAUGCAAACAUAGACAUACAUGAGCAUAUACAUGCAUACAUGCAUGCACACAUGAGCAUUCAUGCAGACAUGCAUGCACACAUGAGCAUUCAUGCAUGCACACAUGCGCAUUCAUGCAUGCGCAUAAAAGCAUUCAUUCAUA